ACUUGAACAACACCUACGACCAACCCUACGAACGACAAAGAACCACCUCGAUACCACUAAGACCUUCUUCUCACACACAAUCAUGGCCGACUCACUGACCGAGGAGCAAGUGUCCGAGUUCAAGGAAGCCUUCUCCCUCUUUGACAAGGACGGCGAUGGCCAAAUCACCACUAAAGAGUUGGGCACCGUCAUGCGCUCCCUCGGCCAGAACCCCAGCGAGUCCGAGCUGCAGGACAUGAUCAACGAGGUCGACGCCGACAACAACGGCACCAUCGACUUUCCCGAGUUCCUGACCAUGAUGGCGCGCAAGAUGAAGGACACCGACUCGGAGGAGGAGAUCCGCGAGGCCUUCAAGGUCUUUGACCGCGACAACAACGGUUUCAUCUCCUCGGCCGAGCUCCGACACGUCAUGACCAGCAUUGGCGAGAAGUUGACCGACGACGAGGUCGAUGAGAUGAUUCGCGAGGCCGACCAGGACGGUGAUGGCAGGAUUGACUACAACGAGUUCGUCCAAUUGAUGAUGCAGAAGUAGAAAGUCCGCCGCAACGAUGCAGCGUCUACACGCAGCCAACACGAUCGGCGACUAUGACAUGGCUUGGCAUUCUCAGCCCCGAUCACGAAGAAAGUGCGAAGUAACGAUGAUACACCUGCGAGAAAGGGCUGUCGAACCUCAGAAUACGGCGGCGCGACAACGAUUCCCGACGACCCCUUACCCCGAUUUCAAGCUCUUGUCUCUUUGGUUCUCUCACGACUCAACUCGAGUCGACUCUAGCUAGGCAGGCAGUAGCAGAUAUGUCCAAGGUUUUUC
Molecule: messenger RNA, 808 nt
Organism: Zymoseptoria tritici IPO323
Lineage: Eukaryota; Fungi; Ascomycota; Dothideomycetes; Mycosphaerellales; Mycosphaerellaceae
Product: calcium ion binding, calmodulin
Exons: 5
Coding region: 83-532 (149 amino acids)
Biological process (GO): spindle pole body organization
Cellular component (GO): central plaque of spindle pole body
Molecular function (GO): calcium ion binding; enzyme regulator activity
Source: RefSeq, a predicted model, not a curated record